Messenger RNA from Volvox carteri f. nagariensis, 513 nucleotides. It is a transcript of the gene dnj13, whose product is annotated as molecular chaperone. The record is from RefSeq and is a predicted model, not a curated record. The annotation marks the transcript as partial. The transcript has 5 exons. NCBI's taxonomy places the organism in Eukaryota, Viridiplantae, Chlorophyta, Chlorophyceae, Chlamydomonadales, Volvocaceae.
GUGCUGGGGCUAUCCAAGGACGCUUCUCAUGAAGAGAUAAAGAAGGCUUACCGACAGCGGGCGCUGCAAUUGCAUCCGGACAAGAAUCCUGGCAACGAGGACGCCAAGGCCAAGUUCCAACUCCUGCAAAAGGUCUAUGGGAUUCUUGGCGACGAGGAAAAGCGAAAGGUCUAUGAUGAGACUGGCAGCACGGACGAUGACGACUUGGCCGGCGCGGGUUUUGACGGGCUCGUGGAUUACUUUCGGGCGAUGUUUGCUAUUAAGACGGAGGACAUUGACGAUUUUACGGCUCGCUACCAAGGCAGUGCCGACGAGCGGUCUGACCUGCUGCGCUACUAUAACCAAUUCCGUGGCCGUAUGGAGGUCGUGUUUGAUCACCUCAUGUGCUCAGAUCCCGUGCUCGAUUCGCAUCGACUACGGGACAUCCUGGAGGGCGCUAUAGAAGCAGGCGAGAUCCAGCGCUUCAAGCCGUACACCGCCUGGGCAAAGUCGGUAGCAUCCCGGCCACGUCCG